Acipenser ruthenus (sterlet) is the source of this 16455-nucleotide messenger RNA. Its product is annotated as dynein beta chain, ciliary-like. NCBI's taxonomy places the organism in Eukaryota, Metazoa, Chordata, Actinopteri, Acipenseriformes, Acipenseridae. The record is from RefSeq and is a predicted model, not a curated record. The transcript is spliced from 88 exons. Gene Ontology annotation, biological process: microtubule-based movement. Gene Ontology annotation, molecular function: minus-end-directed microtubule motor activity; dynein light intermediate chain binding; dynein intermediate chain binding. The coding region runs from base 90 to 14441 and encodes 4783 amino acids. Gene Ontology annotation, cellular component: dynein complex.
AGUUUCAGAUUGCCGAAGUGCUAAGGAGCAGCUUUCAGCAGUGUCCCACAAUCAAGUCUCAGCUUAGAUUACUGCAUGUGUUUGAAGGCAUGUGCAGCAGAGAACUUGUUCAGGAACAUUUAAAGGACAAAUAUGAGCAACUCCUCUCCAUGUUUAUUGAGGAGCUGACCCAGGUGAAGUCCUUAUACCAGACGAUGAGUAACAACCCACCACUGUGUGUUCAAUCACCGCCCACUGUCAACAAGCUGCUUUGGGUGAAGGGGCUACAAGCUAGAGUCUCAGAGCCAAUGGUGAAAUUAAAGGAAGUCUCCCCACAUUCUCUAAAAGGAUAUCUAGGGUGGAAACUCAGGCACUUGUACACCGAAGUUAUGGAGGAACUUAAAAGGUGUGAGAAAGAAACGAUUGACUCUUGGCUGAAGAAUUCUCAAGUGGACCUCAGCAAUGCCAUAAAGAGGACUUUAUUGGUUGCUUCCAACGUGCAUGGUGAAUUGGAGGAUCAGCUCCAGGCUGUAGAGUUGAAUCUGGAUCCAGACCUUCUCCUGUUACUGCGAGAAGCUUCGUACCUUCGGAAGGCACCGUUCAACUUCAGUUUACGUGAACCUAUAGAGACCCUUCUAAAGAACGUGGACGUGAAUGGACUCAAGACACAAGCUGUCCGGCUGGAGGCAGUGGUGUGCAAAUACAACGAGGUCAUGAGAACCAUCAACGAUUAUGAGAGGAGACUGCUGGAGAGGAAAUUAUAUGCAGCAGAAGAGCUGCUGCAGAGCGGAUUAACCGUGUACACAUGGAGCAUGGAAGAGAGUGCAGACUUUAUUGAGCUGGCUACCUCCCUGGUAUGCUCUGACCUCUACAUGACCUUCAGCACACUGAGGAGCAACUGCAGGGAAAUCUUAGACCUGUCCAGUGCCUGGUCCAAUGGAAAGCUUGAUAUAUUCACCAGCAGGGACACCAAGAGGACUUACUCCAUGGAGGAGUUAAUUCAAGAGCAAGAGACCCUAGAGCACAGCCUGGAACGACAGAUUCUUCUCGACGGGCAGAGAAUUCAUAACCUGAUUAAAGAGUCCUUUGUCGCUGUGGGCGUCAGCGAGGCAUCCCCCGCCUGGCAGGAGUACGUGGAGCACAUCGACAUCCUGGUCCUACAGGGACUGAAGGAGGUCACCUUCAGCAGCCUGGCUUCCAUGCUCAACACACUCCUGGAGGGGCAGGAGGCUCCGAUCCUCCGUAUCCGUGUGGAGCUGGUGGGCAGUGCUGUGGGGUUCUGGCCUCCGCUGGACGAGAGCGCUGUGCAGAGCAGCGUGCUGGAGCACACCCGCGACUGGCUUAAGAGCUUUCUCCUCAGAGGCUCCCUGGUGACCAUGCUGUGCUUCAGUGCCCAGGGAGGCUACCAUGACUAUGUAGCAGCUGACAAAGAAGUCAUUCAGUUGGUUGGUCACAUUUUGGAACAAGUGCAGGACAGCGCUGACAAAUGCCAGGACACAUUGGGAGCAUUAAAUCAGUAUGCCUAUCUUUGGAAGAAAGAUGUCAACGCCACCUUUCAAGACUUUAUACAUGGAGUUGGCAGAGUAAAGCCUGAUCAUCAGAGUCAAUUUUCCAGGACAGACUUCCUUAUGGAUUUAAUGGAUACCUUGAGUGACCGAUCUCAGAGCAGGCAGAGCAGCAAUUUGAGAUCCCAGAGCACUCUGCUGAUUGAAGCUGAACGAGCCUUUAUUCAGCCUGAGGAUGCAAAGGAGACCAUUUCCGUUCCAUUGUUGGAGGAUUUUGAUACAGAGAUCUCUAUCUACAGGAACGACAGGGACAGCAUCUUGACUUUCCAAGACUCCAUGGUUCUAGGCUGGAUUCAGGUGGACUUCCAGCCCAUCAAGCAGGUUCUGGCUGCCUACGCAUUCAAGUGGAUGUGGACCUUUGCAAAAUACCUGACAGACAAGAUGACUGAUACGUUGAAGAAGCUGGAUGCGUUUUUAAAAAGGACUGAACCUCAGAUAGAGAGCAUCACUGGGGAUGAAAGAGACACGGAAUUCUUUAUGACAAUGAUGCAGCUGUUCAGUGAGGUAUCCACAAAGCAAACAGAAAUGGAGGGGCAGUUCAUUGUUAUGCAGAAAGCUCUCAAACUGUUGGAAAAAUAUGAGAUGAAGCUGCCAGCCGAGAGCGAGAGGCUGUUCAAAGCAACUCCGGGGCGCUGGAACAUCCUGAAAACCAAGAUGUCCCUGGCCAAGCAGAGGCUUAGUCCCAAGAUCCGGCAGGAAUCUGAGAGGAUCACCAAGGAUCUUUCCCAGUUUGGUGAAAUACUUCACCAGCUGAGAGAAGAUAUUGAUGAAUCAGACAUCUACAUGAGAGCCUGCUCAGUAGAACAAGCUUACUGCGUGAUCAAGACGUUCAACAAACAAGUGAAAAGUCUACAGAGGGAAGCUAAGGACCUUAAGGAACUGCAGGAGCUCCUAGAGGCUACUGUGGUGGACUUCUCUGUUUUAAACGAAUGCCAUCGCACAGUGAGGAACCUCACGCUGCUGUGGCAGAAGGUGGAGGUGAUUCAGAAACAGCAAACCCAAUGGAAGACACAGCCCUGGCAAGACCUGGACACAGUCCAGCUUAUUAACAACACGAACCAGCAGCUCCAGAUAGUUCAAUCACUUCCACGCGAGGUGCGUGGCUGGGACAUCUAUGCUGGCACCUUGGAAUCUGUGAAUGUCAUACAGUUAACUUUACCACUAAUUGAGGACCUUCUCAAUCCGGCGAUGAGAACAAGACAUUGGAAACAACUUGUGCGACUCACAGGGGGACAGCUUUACAGCACUCCGGAGAAUAUAAGAAGAAUGACUCUUGCAGAUCUGAUCACUUUGGGAUUGCAGAGACAUGCAGAUCAUGUGAAGACCAUAGUUGACCGGGCAGUUAAAGAUGUGACAAUUGAAAGUGGUCUGAAGACUUGUGAAGAAGUGUGGCUGAGCAGAAUAUUUGACAUGCACCCUCAUUGCAGAGUAACGCCUGCUACAGGUCGGGGAGAAGUUGGCCCCAUCAUGCUGCUAAACAAUCCAGAAGUUAUCUUUGAGGAGCUUGAACAUCAUCAGAUGACCCUGGAGACCAUGAAGAACAACAGCGAGGCUGGCUCGUUCCUCGAUGAAGUGACAAAAUGGCAGAAGAAGUUACAGGUCAUCGAAUCUGUUGUCCGCUUGUGGUCACAAGUCCAGGAGAAGUGGGUCCAACUGGAAGAGGUGUUUUGGACUGAUGAUAUAUGUCGAGAUUUACCAAAAGAAGCUACAACGUUUGCUGAAGUUCACCAUGAUCUAUGUGCUGUAAUGAAAGCUACUGAACAAAAUCCAAAUGUUCUGCAGACAUGCACAAAACCAGGCUUACAGGACAUGCUUGGUGAAAUGAAUGAGAAAUUAGAAAAGUGCCAACAUGCUCUGCUUCAUAACCUGGAACAAAGACGCAUUGCUUUCCCAAGAUUCUUCUUUCUGCCUUUACAAGAUACGUUAAAAAUUGUAUGCUAUGCUCACAAUCCAGAUGUACUAAACCGAUAUCUGUAUAAAGUGUUUGAGCACAUGGAAAGCCUAAUAUUUGAGACACAUAAUGGGAUUCAUGUUGUUGGAAGCCAGAGAAUAGUAGCAGUUCAAAGCUUUCAAGGAGAACAACUGUAUCUUCCAGAGCCUCUGGAGUGUAAGGGUCCCAUUGAGAACUGGCUUGCGCUGCUGGUGAGCAGGAUCAGAACAGCUUUGCAGCACCACCUCCACGCCACUCUGGGACAUGAGCUGCUGCCACAGAGACAGAUCCACAGCGCUGGAGCGAGACGGGUGGCAGUCAGCAGGCCUGCUUCAAAGCAAGGGCAGGGGGGCAAGAGGGACAGACUUGGCAGCUCCUCACUUCGGACUCUGGAGAGGAAGGAAAGUGGUUCUUUUGUAGUCCAGCAUCAGGAUGUGUCGAGCAGUAAAUCGCAGCGAGAGCCCUGGAUACUGGUCACCCUCGGUGAGGUGGCGCAUCUCGCCACACAGAUUCAUUUUUCAAGUUCCCUUCAGGAAAGUGUUAACAUGUGGGCCAGUGGAGACAAGGAUACGCUGCGUGAUUAUCAUGCAAGGUUGACAGAAGCAAUUCAAAGCACAGCUAAGUUAUUGCAGGAAAAUCGGCAAAAGGACAUUCGUUGCAUUUUACACGAUGGCCUGGUAAAAAAUGAAGAAAGUUGUGUAAAAGGUUUGAAAUCCACACCUUCAGUCGGAAGUAUGAAAAGUUCCCCCGUCUGUGACAUUUCCAGUCAAAAAACUAUCAGAAAACCUUCGACAUCAGGACAUACUAAAAAACUGAGCAAUCAUAUUCUUCUGUUAACUUACCAGUGUGAUGUAGUUAAAAGAAUACUGGAGCAAAUAAAAUCUGGGGCCAUCAGUGACGAUUCAAACAUACCCAAUGCACUCCUCCACUAUCAGUACGACGAGAACAGUAUGGAUAUCUCUGUAAAGGUUGGCGAGUGUGAGUAUGGCUAUGGCUAUGAAUACCAGGGAUCAGCUGAGCGCAGCCUCAUCACUCCCCUGACAGAGAGAACCUUCCUCAGUCUCAGUUCUGCUCUCUCCAGUGGGGCAGGGGCACUCUGCAUGGGACCUGAGAACGUUGGAAAGAAGACCACAGUGAAGGAGCUGAGUCUCGCUCUGGGGAGAGCUCUGUACUUCAUCCACUGCACCAAAGCCAUGGAUCUCAAAACACUCACAGAUAUCUGCAAAGGAGUCGCAUCGGCUGGUGCCUUGGUCUGCUUGAAUGGGAUGGAUCGGAUGAGACCCUUGAUUCUCUCUGAGGCGGCUCUUUGGCUGGGGCAGAUCCAGGGUGCAAUGCAGGCUGGGAAGGGUAUCGUACAUGUGCAGUCCAGUGACACAACACUAAAUCCACUGGGUGGAUGUCUAGCUAUUAUUAAAAGCAAUCCUGUUAAACAGACUGGUAAUGCACUUUAUCCCAGGUAUGUCUCACCUGCAGCCACUAUUCCAGACAACCUUCUCAGAUGUUUUCGCAUUGUCAGCAUAACCAGCACCAACCUCCACUUCCCUGUGGAGACUCUGCUUUUUACAGCAGGGUUUUCAGGAGCUGGAUUACUGGCGAGGAAGCUGCUGGCACUGCUUGAGGCCUGUUCAAAGAUGUCUGCAACAUCAGCUGGCUCUGUGCAUUGUGGGAAUGCAAACAGCUUUGCAUGGACUCUGUCAAGCAUAAGACAUUUAAUUCAUAAAGCAGGCAGUCUGUUGUGUGAGAUGCAGAUUAAACAAGAAGCCAUCCAGAGUCAAAACGAAUCAAAGGACUUGCAUGCUGAAGGUGACAUUGGUCUGGAGGAUCAAGCGCUGGUCGCUGCAUUCCAUCAUUGCUUGUUCCCCCAGCUGACAGGGGAUAAACUGAAGCUCGUUUGUUCAGUAACAGCCAUGCUCUGGCCGAGUGUGACCUUGCCUGUGCAUACAACCCCGCUAGAGAAUCAGAGAGCUAAAUUUGCAGAACCUGUGUCGCUGGGCAGUGUGGAGAACCCUUCUCUCACGCUGGAGAUCAGCAGUGUAAAAGGAGCACUGGAUGAAGAGUCCGAGGCCAUUGCAAAGGCAGCUACACAAAGGCAGCUGUGUGCUGAUGACAUGUUCAUCUCUCGAGUCCUCCAACUGGCUCACCUUGUGCAAACCUAUCAAAUUACGGCUAUCGUGGGGCCAGCAGGAUGUGGAAAGAGUGAGUGCAUCCGGACGUACCUUCAAUCUGUGAGGGAGAAGGGGACGGACAUGGAUGUGCAGACUGUGUUCAUCAGAGCUCUGGAAUCUCAACAGCUGUUGGGGUACACAGACCCAGAGUCGGGAUGGAUGGAUGGUUUGCUUCCAAAGCUAUUGAGACUGUACUGGCUUGGGCUCCCUACUGCUUCCAAAGAGAUUACUGGAACUGUGAAGACAGUUCACCUCGAUGGACAAAUUGAUGCACAGCAGAUGGAGCACAUGCAGGCAAUUCUCAGCAGCAAUGGUUUGUUUAUCCUCGCAAACAAUGAACAUAUCAAGCUGCCUGGUUCCAUUAAACUAUUUUGGGAGCUUGAAUCGCUGGAGGACAUUAGCCCGACCAUAGUCUGCUGUUUGGGCAUCUUGUCAAUAACCAGCAGUGACCGAGACUGGAAACUGCCCUUAACCAAAUGGCUUCAGGGCUGCCCUGAACACUACAGGUGUCUCCUUCAGCAGCUCACUGGAGAGUUCUUAGAGCCUGUUGUGGAAUUGGUUUGUGAGAGUUCUUCAUCGACACGCGCAGACACUAGAAGACUCAAACUGAAAAAAGUAACCAACAAUUCUGUAGAAAACAUGGUGCAGACAUUCUGCAGGAUUUUUGAGGCACUGAAUCCUCUGAGUGUGGACAUGCCAUUUGAAGCUGUGAAGAAAUGUUUCCUUUUUGCAAGCCUUUGGGCUUUUGGGGGUACCUUGGAGUCCCAGUGCAGAGUGCCCUUCAAUCACUGGUGGAGAGAACAGUUUGGAAAGGACUGUGUCUUUCCUGUGGAGAGAGAGAUCUGGGACUAUUACAUUGACAAGGAGACGUGGCAGUUUGUCAGGUGGAGUGACAGUGUCCCGCUCUACUCUGUUCCAUGUGGACAGGGAAUUCCAUCUCAAGCGUUUGUCCACACCGUCGAAAGUGAACAACUGGUUUAUUUGACAAGCCUCCUGUCUGCUGCGGGCCACCCUGUCCUACUCCUGGGUGAAGCAGGUUGUGGUAAAAGUAUGGUUCUGAAUCAGCACAUCCAGGCCCUAUACUCGGGGGAUGAGGUGGAGGUGCUGCAGCUCAGGGUUGCAAUGAACAGGUCCACUACUCCUCAGAAGCUGUGGCAGAGCCUACUGAAUAAAGUGGAAUGGCACCAUGGGGCUGUGUAUGCCCCACUGAAGAAUAGGAAGCUGCUGUGCCUGGUUGAUGACCUGCAUUUAGCUCAGGUUGAUCAUCAUGGCAGCCAGCCAGCGUGUGAGUUGAUGAGGCAGCUGCUUGACUGUGGGGGUGGUUUUGACCCACUUUCCUUUGAGUGGAAGAAAAUAAAGAACGUUACCUUCCUGGCCACUGCCAAUGUGAACUCCUCUGCCAGAGUCCCGAAGCCAAGCCAACGUCUACUGAGACACUACAGCAUCUUUCACUGUCCUUACCCCAGUUCUGUCAACCAAUAUGGAAUCUUUAGUGCUUUACUGAAUGCCCACUUCCUGCAGUCUCCUCCAGCACACCAGACUGGUAGUUUGCGCUCCACAAGUAAUUAUAACCACCGAGACCUGCUUUCAGCUGUCACCACGGUUACCAUAGAAACACAGGAACGUCUCAGAACCAUGUUCCUCAGAACCUCCCAGAGGUGUCACUACAUAUUCACACUCAGGGACCUGGCUAAGACAUUCAGAAACCUCUGUCUGUCCCUGAGCCCUGAAACAUCCCCUGAAGCCCUCCUGUAUUUAUGGAGACACGAGUGUGACUGGGUCUAUGGACACAGAAUGGUCAGCUACGUGGACUACGAAAGAUACACACAAGAGUACGUUGCAGCGGUGAAGAAAGCAUUCACUGAUGAGGAGCAGGUCAGAUUAAUCAUUAACCCUCAGCAGCCACUGUUGAGUAAUGUCAUUGAGCUGGAAGGGGGGCUGAUCAGCGCUGCCCCAACACAAUGGCAAGUGAGAUCUCUAAACCAGCCAUCCAAACAGGAGAGGCUUUAUGAUGGGUACCAGCACACCUUUGAUGAAGACCUUGUUCGGGAGUUGCUUGAGGAAUCUGUGAGAGAGCACAACAAGGCGAAUCCAAGGAUGGCCAUCUCCUUUUAUAAGAGCACAAUUGAGUUAGUGUGCCGGUUGACUCGUAACCUGUUGAGCCCACAUGAAGUUGCCCAUACCAUGCUGUGUGGAGAAGGUUGUGCUGGAAUGUGUGUUCCACUGGCAAGGCUGGCUGCCCAUCUGUGCAGCUUCACUGUGGUCCAUGUCAGCUCUGCUGCCAAAGCUGACAAGGAUAGCCCUCAGAUGACCAAUUCAUUGAAGUCCCAGCUGGUUGACAGCUAUGUUCAGGCUGGUGUCCAGGGGCAAAGGGUCCUGUUGGUGCUGAGCGAGGAGCACAUGGAGAUGUUCUCUCUGCUUUACAUCUCAGACCUAGUUGUUUUGGGAUCAAUAACUCCACUGUUUACUUCAGAGCAGCAGACCAGCAUUGUUAAUGAACUUCGCAGCGAGAUAACUAAUGAAGGCAUAACCUUCACUAAAGAGGCUGCUUGGGAUUAUUUCUUAAGAAGAGUGACUCAGAACCUUCGCUGUAUUUUCAUCUGUCCGUCUACUGGGAGCAAUUUCCUUCAGUGCUGUCAAGAAUUUCCAGCAUUUACUAAUACCAUCAAUAUCUAUUUUGUUCCUCACUGGUCCAGAUCCAAUUUGGUUGCCCAGGCCUCCUACCAUAUAAGAGAUCUUGAGUUAAGUGGAAAAGAGAAAGAGAAUGUGUCUCACCUUUUGGCUUCCAUGCACCUUGUCGUUUGCAAACAUGACGGCAACCGCAAAGGAACAGGCCGGUUUGGCCACUUGACCAACGGCACCUAUGAGACGUUUGUGCGUAACUUUGUGACCCAGCUUAAGAAGAAGCAUGCUGAGUUAAUGGCAGAGCACAAGGAAAUAGAAAAGACGCUCGGGCACAUCGAGGACAUCUUGAUGGCCUCUGCCAAGCUGAAGAAAGACUUUCAACAUGAAACGGUGGUUCUUGAAGAGCGUAAACAAGGGGCGAUGCAGAUCCUCAUUCAGAUCGGACAAGACAAGGCGGUGGCCGAGCAACAGGUUCAUGCGCUCCAUCAGCAGAUGAAGAAGAUCAGGAAACUUCAGAAGCUUCUGCCAGAGUAUCAGCUGGCUCACGAUAGAGCGGUGUACAAGUGUUCGGCCAUUGUCUUGAACAUUAAGAAGCUUGUAGGAGAGAUUGAUACUGACGCCUUGGGAGAGCUGCGUGCCAUGCAGAAGCCAGAUGUUGAUACAGAAGUCCUGAUGGCCUCAAUAAUCACAGUCCUGAAAUCCCCCUCUGCUGACUUGACCUGGUCAAAGGGAGCUAAGAGACAGCUGGCAAACCUGGAAAGAUUCCUGGAAGAGCUCAGUACUUUUAAUGAAAUACAACUCCCAGAAAACACUCUAGCACUAUUGGAAGCCUACCUGCAGAAGCCUUCCUUUACUACUGAGAACAUGGAGAGCAGAGCUGGUGGAAACACAGCUACUGGGUGCCUGCUGAAGUGGCUGCAGGGAGCUGUCUCCUAUCACAGAAUAAUGGUGUCUAAGGUCAGGCCUUUACACAGUAAGGUGGAAGAGAUGACAGCUGCUUUAGAGCAAGCCGUUCAGAAAAUGAACACCCUACAGGCAAAAAAGAGUACACUUCUGAGACGUCUGGAUGAGCUGGAAAAGGGGUUUGAAGAAGCCUCCAUUGACAAAACUGACCAAGAGAGAAAGACAUUGGAGACUAUGAGCCAACUGGAGUACCUUUCUUCAUUAGCAGAGAUACUACAGAUGGAGCACAACAAGUACUCUGUGGUUUCCAGCUCCCUCCCAGAGCGGUUCACAGGUCUCUUGGGAAGCACGGCCAUGGCUGCAGGGUUCUUGACCUACCUUGGUCCUUAUGAGUACCUGUUCCGGCGUCUCAUUCUGAGUGUGGAGUGGCCGCUGUGUCUGAAGGAGAGGGGUCUACCGUUCCUGAUUGACUCUGUUGAUCCUAUUCAAGGGAGAGUAACUGAUUUCUCCAUAGAAUUCUUCAAGAGAGACAGCGAGGAAACAAAGGAAACAGAUGUGAUAGCUGAUUGCAACCAAGAUCAGGAAGAUCAAAACCAGCAAGGAGUUAAACAAGAAGAUCCUGCAGUCACUCAGCCUGAAGUAGACGUAUGUAGCGACUAUGAGUCCUCUCCACAUGACCUCCCUGCUCCUGUCAUUACUGAGGAGCAUUACCCAGACUUCAUCAAAGCCUUGCUGAAGCUUAUAGUAGGACAUAAGCAGGUCCAGGAGUGGAUAGCCAAAGAUUGGACGCUCCAUCAGAUGCAAAAUGCUGCUGUCCUGUUCACAUCCUGGCAGAAACCUCCUUUACUGAUUGACUCCAGUGAUGAAACAGAGAAGUGGCUCAAAGAGCUCCACAGCGCAUCUACAAUCAGUGUCAAACUUGGCGAGAGGCCGGAAAGCAGCGUUUUAUUAAACAUUGAGAAGGCAUUGCAGUCGGGAAGCAGUUUGCUCCUAUAUAACUACACCAACAAGUGGGACGACCUCGUUCGACCACUGAUUGAGCACUGCAAUACAGCUACUGAGCGUAAUCUUCAACUGGGUUCUUCUAAUAUCAUCUGCUUGGAAGGCCACAGAUUGCUGUGCUCAGAUCAGUUUAGACUGUACAUCGCUACGUCCCAGACAGAAGGGCGGUUCAGGACUGACAUAAACUGUGGAACAACCCUCAUAAACUAUAGAGAGGGAGAAGAUACUCUGAGAGAUGUGUUGUUGCACAGGAUGUUUAGCAACACCCAACCCAAUCUUCAAGGUCAACUAAAGAAAGUAGCAAGGACCGUUCUUGACGCCCAGGACUCCCUGAAGCAGAUGGAGAUCAGGUUUAGAGAGUGUAUUAAUUCUUCACCCCAAAACUCUGAUGGAAUAGCAGACAUCUUCAAUGAUAAGAAUCAACUCUCUGAAAGACUACAGGAGUCUCAAUCGCUGUACAGCAGCCUUUCUCAGCUAAGGGACAAGUUGCUUCCUGUAGCCCACCGUGGUGCGCUCCUGUAUUCUAUCCUCCAGGCUCUCAGAGUCCUGGCUAGAGAAUAUCAGUUCCCUCUCAGCUAUUUUCUCUGCCUUUUUGACAAAGCUAUUGGGAACAGUGCUCUAGAAGAAGAUAGCCUCCAGGUUGAAGAUGCUCAGCAUCCUCAAGCCAGAACUGGAUUGGUUCUUGAAACUGAAGAAGAAGGAAUCAAGGACAGACAACAUCGAAAUCCUCUUAAUGGAAAAGACUUGGAUAGUAGGAUUGAUGCCUCUCUAACAGACCCAGAGCCCCCAGCAGAAUCACUGUCGACACAGUUUGAAUCCAUGGAGGUAAUCCGCAGCCCUCAGGAACCUGCGAUUCUCAGUCCCGGAACCAAGGAGCACAGCCUCUCAGCCAAUCAAAUCAGCCAGCUGGUGGAUCAACUGACUGAAACGGUUUACCAAGCAAUAAAUCAGAGUCUGUAUCCCGAACACAGCCUGGUGUUCUCUGCUAUGCUCACUUUAUAUAUCCAGCUGCAGAGUGGAGGUUCACUCAGUGAGGAAGAACUGGCCCUCCUCUUUCAAGGCUUCCAAGGCUGUGGCAGUGUUGCUCUGACACUGAAUGACUUUGGCUCUGAUGCUGACCCCCCAGCCUGGCUUCCCCCAGAGAGAUGGGAGAGCUUGCUGGGCCUGUCUGUUUUACCUGGUCCUCUGGACAGUGUUUGUGUGCAGGUAGCUGAGAGUUCCACUGAGUGGGAGACAUGGUACAAUUCAGACCACCCGGAACUGGAAACACUACCAUUGGCAGCACAGGGAUUUACAGUGGAGAAUGUUGACGAUGCCCCUGGGAGUUCUGGAAUCCCGGGCUUGGCCUCAGAGUUCCAGAAGCUCCUCGUCCUCCGCACUCUCCGUCCUGACCGCCUGACAGGCGCUCUGUCCCUCUACAUCAAGAGGCAGAAGAACAGCAGUGUGCAGGCUAGACCAUAUCCAACAGUUAGUGAUAUUGCAGAUCUUGCAGUAGACUCUCUUGGGAUUCUUGUUCUCCUUCCAUCAGGAUUAUCACAUGCUAAAGGUCCCUCUAAUGUGUGUUUAGCGAGGAGUGUCCAGCAUGCAACUGUCAUAUGCAUCGCUGCCAAGGAAAGAAGCAUCCCUGUAUCUGUAGCAACUAUAAAAGAAGAUUUUCAAGGUUACAUCGAAACAGCCUUGGAUGACAUGGUGGAACAGGAUGGCUGGCUGAUCCUUGAGAACCUGCAUUUAGCAUCCUCAGACUUUAUAUGCAGCCUCUAUGAGAAGCUGAUCCAAGGCAGGAAAAAGCAGAACAAGAAGAGGCAGUUUCGUGUAUGGCUUACUUCAGAGCUUGAAGCCCCAUUUCCACACCAGUUCAUUUCAGAGCUCCACAAAGUAUCAUGGCACAUCUUAAACUUUGGACAAGUAUCAAAAAAGACAGAAGCAACAGAUCUGCUUACACAUGGACCUCAGAGAGGGUUGAUACCCAUGGCAAUUGUGUCAGCUCUGAACCAGAUCAGAAAUGAACCCUGUGGUGAAGCGCAUUCCCUCCCGAUGAUAGUUCGCUGCCUCUGCUUUGGUGUGUGUGUUCUGCACGGGAUUAUGGAGGCAUUGCAGUUUCUGCCUGUCUCCGGGCUGAAUCAGGUGUACCCUGUGAGUUACACACAGCUUCAUCAGGCUAUUGAUGUUAUCAUUUCCAGUGGUCAGCAUUUGCAAAGUUCCAGUGAAAGUUCAGUUCAAAUCCUCACUAAGAAAAUAGCCACAAUCUACACUAACCUUGUCACAAACCCUGAGGAUGCCCUCUAUGUUCAGUCACUGGCUACUGAAAUAUUACCCCAGUGUCUUCAAUCAAAAGGAGAAAUUUCAGUUGGCGAGUUUACUGUCCCUGUCCCACCAGACACUGUCGAUCCUGCUGAGUUCUCCUUCUGGCUUUGCGACAGGCUGCCUGAGUGUUCAAAUUGCACUGGGCUGGCUCUGCACAACAGCACUGAAAAGACAUGCCAUCAAUCAAGUUCUGUUGAGCUGCUGCGCUCUUUAUCUGAGGUCUACGAAGCUCUGCAGUGUGGUCUUCCACCAGCAGACCAGGAAGACUCCAUCACUCCCACAGGACUGUCAGCCUCUCGCCUCGCUGCAGGUCUCAUAUCUGAACAACUCCCUUUAGAGCUUUCACAGCCAGAUGCUAGCAGCCCAUUCGAACCAUUCCCUUCAGUGCCCGGCAUGACCAAAGAGGAGGACACUGAAGAAUUUGAGGCUGUAAGACAUGCUCUGCUGCAGGAAUGCUCUUGGCUGAACCGUUCCCUCUGUCAUAUCCGGCAGCAGGUCAGCAGGCUGGAGAAGUCCUUGCUGACGGACACCUUGGCUCUGCCAGAUCAUCUGGCAGAGGUCGCAGAAUCCUUAAAGAAGGAUGAGGUGCCGGGAUCAUGGCUUCACCCUUACUGUCAGCCAAGCACCCACACUCUUUCAACUUGGAUACAAGAUUUAAAGAAGAGGCACAGCCAGUUAAAACAGUGGGUCGAGGAAGGAAUGGUUCACCAUGGAGAGAAAACAGCAGGAAACAGAAUACAAUCAGUGUGGCUGGGAGGGCUGCUCAAUCCUGAGGGCUUGAUUAUGGCACUGCAGCACGCAUAUGCAGCAGCAAAUGGAUGCUUACUUGACGAGAUUGCUCUGAGCUGUCACAUCUCUAAGAGCCCCGAACACACAGCCCAGCCUGAAUCCCAGCAAUGUCAGCUGAUCCUAGAAGGCCUGGUUCUACAUGGAGCAUCCUGGGAUUUUAAAGCAAAUCAACUUGGAGAACCUAAAGAUGAGUUUGUUCCACUCCCUUAUGUCACUGUGAAGCCAGUCCUGCGAACAGCUGAGAUGAGUGAAGACAGAGCUAAGCUCUUUGAGUGUCCUGUGUAUAGGAACACCACCAGACAGUGCUGUAUUAUGAAGCUUCCUCUUCAAAGUCCAAAUCCAGCACAUCACUGGCAGCUGAAGAAAACAGCAAUUGUUUUAGACUCUGGGCCUCCUCCCCCAGGCAUCACACGGAGAUUGGAAACCUGCUUUCCUGCGAAAAUGGGAGAUACACAGAAAAUAGUCUCAUCUCCUAGGCUUUUGAACAUGGCAUCCUUCACAGAAUCCCCUAGCAAGGACAUCCCCCCAAGGAUAGUGUCAAAUCAACCUGCAAGCAAUGGUAUCCGUUCCUCAUCACCAGAAGCAAAGACAGCAGACGUUGAUGAAGGUCAAGGUUCAGUCCCAGAGCAGAUGCCUCAUGAUAAUACCCAAUCCCCAAGAAAUGCUCGGCCGCCAACACUGACUGACCACAGAAACUCAACAUCUCCCCAGCCACUGAAGGGGGUCUCUGACGCAACAGGCAAAGGAAGCCAGCUGGAAUUGUUCAGAGAUAAAGCAAUAACUCUGGGUCAAAAGCCACCAUCUGUGCAGUCUGUAGACCCAAACACAGAGGAUUAUCCCGUCCCGAGGGAUUUCGAGGAAGAGGAAGAGGAAGAGACAGGGGAAGAGGAGUCAAGGACGUUUUCUGAUGGGGGGAAUAAGAAUUUAGUAGCUGAAGACAAGCCACAGCCCGGGGAAGAGGAUUUAGAUUCAAGCUCUGAGGAAGACAUGGGUGAGGAGCCGAAGCAAGAGAUGGGUGGUUACCACGGCAACAGAGAAGAAGCAGAUGAAAAAACUAAUAAUGAGGAGGAUGAUGCAGUGGAGAAACUGGAAUCUGAUUUACAGGCUCCUGUAGAGGGGAGAGGAGGGAACAAAGCUCCUAGCGAAAAUGACAGAGAUAAUGAAUUCAAGUUUUACUGAACAGCAGAAAUUGUAAGCAUAGUCUACUGUCCUGUUACUGUUACUGUUUGCCUAAGGUGAGGAUGGCUUUCAUUUAGUUACUGGCUCCAUAGCUGCAAAGCAACAAGUUAAUUAAAUUGUGCAAAUAAUCCUUCUAUAAAAACAAAAAAAAAACUCAAUACUGGCUAUGAACACACUUUCAAUAAAUAAGGAUUUGUAUACCAGUAUUUCCAUGUGUGGGUUGUUGUCAAUUCACACAUUUGGAAACGGUACAAAAUUGUUUUUCACAUUUAAACAUCUGCAUCUGUUAAUGUAUCACUAUAACUUUUUGGCUAUUGAUGAGUAAAACAAAAAAUAAUAAAUACAGUAUAUCUUUAAAUGACUGUUCCUUUGAUAAUACAGAAGCCAUUAUUUUAAUGCACCACAAAAGUCACACCACACAUCAUCAUUAAACACCCUUGCUGAUGCAAACUAAAGCUGCUAUAAAGAUAUAUGACCGUUUUAUGUUAGGUAAGUGAGCCUGCUUGAGUAAUGGUGUAAUAAAACAUCCACUGAACAGACUGUCAAUUCAAUUAUAGGAAUAUUUGUAACUACAACCUACUCUUUUAAAUACAUUUUAUCUCAGCAGAAAUACAUUAUAACUAUAAUAAUGUUUGUCUAAUAUAAUAUUUUUUCUUGUAAUAAUAUUACUUGUUAAUAUUGCUUGACUGACAAAAUGUAAAAGGUUUUUCUUUUCAACUCACCUCAUGGUAAUAACUUAGCAGUUAUAUGUGAGCGUUAUGAUGCUAUAGAAAAAUUGCAAUUGAUUUCCAUGUGUUUAUUACAACAUCUCAUUAUUGUCUCUGAUAAUGAAGUACAAUAAAAUGAAAUUACCACAGCUUUGUAAGCUGUAACAUCCACUGUAAAACUUGAAAUUAACUCUUUUACAGACUAGUCUCGCUAGCAUGAAUGUAUAUGCACUGGGUAUAAGACCUGGAUUUAGCACAACUGACUAAUUACUCUAGUUGUAAUGAUCGACCCACCUAAUUUAUCACUUCUCUGAACAUUUAAUUAGCUGGUAGCCCGGCACAAUUACAUUCUGAAUUAGGACAAAUUGAAGUGCAAGCUUCGCAGCUUGAAGGACAUGCAAAGCCUAAGUAUAUAAAAAAAGUUAAACAACAAACUUUAAACUAAAUGAAGGACUGGUUUCACAGAUCCCGGUUAGCACUGACCGUGGACUAGGGCUAAUUGUGGUCUGUGAAACCAGUCAAAAUAGUUUAAAAAAUGACAACCCAAUGCGAUGCAGUCUUCUUGUUCAGAUAUAUGAAGAGUGAUUAAGUGACACUGUAGUACAGAUUGCUGGUGUUCAUUAUCAGGGCUUAGCUUUAACCACUAAAGUAACUCCUUUUAGGCUUCAAACAUUAAAAUGCAUGCCUAAUUUCAAUUGCUCCAUAGUUGCAAUGGAAAGUAACAUUUGAAACUGCUGGCAGUUUCAGAAUAAUGUCUGAUGGUCUUUGACUGUUAUGGGGUGAAUGGUCGGUGCAGUGGUCCACACAUCCAUGAUUAAUUGUAAUAUCACAUCCUUGCUUGCAAUAUUGUUACCGAAGGAUGUCAAUAUCUCUGAUUACACUGUAAUUGUAAUGUAACAGCACCUGUGGUUACAUGGGAAUUACAUUGUAGAUACGCAAACAGAAGUAUAAUUCCAGCGCUAUUACAAAAGUCAUUAGAAGCUGUCAAACAGGAAAUGCCUUGUGUACAGCAGUGCUGAUCCCAACAGUUCCUAAUAAAGUGGCUGCAAGCUGUGAACGGGUGUCACUUGAGACAAGGAACUGUGAAAUAUGUCUUAAAAGAUGUUCUCAAUUUACAACAGCUCAGGGGAUCUGACUGACUCCAAGGUGUUGUGCAUUAUUUACAUGGAUUAUGUUAAGCAUGUUUAACACUUGAACAAUAUUAUGUUGUUGCACAUUUGAGAAUACAAUUUAAUAAUAUAUAUAUAUAUGUUAUAGUGUGUCAUUGCGGUUCCUGACCUGUGUGCAUUUUGAAUAAAAGUGCCUGU